GGGGCGUGGUGACGUCAGACGCUGUGGCGGGAAGUUCGGAGCGCGGCGGGACGGCGGCAGCUGCCUCAGGUUGUAUGAAGCAUUUGUGAAAUAAGCCGUUGAAGGACCAUUCUGCCGAAGCAAUGGCUUCUCAAGAAUUUACUGUGUUAUACACUCACCAAAAAAUGAAAAAAUCAAAAACAUGGCAAGAUGGAAUUCUGAGGAUUAGACCUGGAGAAAAUAGGGCAAUCUUGCUUGAUGAUAAAGGGCAAUAUUUGGAGAGUAUGUUUGUAAAAUCCCAGGUGAAUUCUGGAGAUAAUUUAGAAAGUGAACGAUAUCUGAUCAUGGUUGAAGAAGCAAAAAUGAAGGAAAAAUCUUGUGGAGAUCAACCAAGGAAACCUGAAAUAGUAGAUGUGAAUAGACGUGGUUUAAAGCCUGCAGUUCUGCCUCCAAGACAUCUGUCUGUUGGCUUAAAGAGGAAGUUUACAGGUUUCCAAGGGCCACGUCAGGUUGAAAAGAAAGUAUCGACAGCAGAAGACGGAGAAAGAAUGGCAGUAUCACCUAUAUCUGAGCAGAGUCAGGAUCCUUUUCCAUCCAGGUUUUAUAUUACCUCUCCCUUAUUUUCUACUAUUUACAAGAAGAAUGCAGAAACAAGCUUAUCUGCAGACUUGCAUGAAGAUGGAGGUACAGAUAAUAGAGAUCGUGUGACUCCCUCCUCAGCGGUUUCACUUCCAUUUCUUCAUACAUGUAAUGAAAUAGAGAAGAAAAAUUCUGAUCAGUCCAUGGUAAAGCCAGAGUCUCCUCUACUUAGUGGGCACACCAAGUCUAGUAGUUGGACAACUGGUCAUGGGGCAGUGUCACAGAACAUCAGGAGCACAGCACAGAUCAUAGCCCUUUUGAAAUCUAAACCACAGGUCUGUGGAGAGCAAGCAACAUCUGAAGUCACAGAAUGUCAUAGAUUUCAAGCACUGGAAAACAUAAAUAGUUUGUAUAACCUAAAAAGCAUAACCCUGCCUGCCUUUUCUGUUAACUCUGACAAAAAGAUUGCUCAAAAUAUUCAGCACUUGCCUUUUACAAAGGAAAUGGUAAAUGAUAAGAAGGAACGUUUGCUUAUUAAUUCAUCUGAACCUUGUGAUAAAGAAAUCACAGGGCAAAGACAGAACAAAAAGGCUAAUAGUUUUGGCCAAGACUUACAAGAUUCCUGCAGGACAAACAGUUCUGUACUAUCUGAAUCAACCAUAAACAGAGUGAGCGACAGCCUAUUUGUCUCUUCUUGUUCAGCAAGUCCAGUCACCUUUGAAAAACCUCUCUCCAGAUACAGAGAGCAUUUGGCAAUUAAUGGUCUUCAGGAUAAUUCAUCAAUCAAAUCUCAAAGUGACCUUCAGCUGAAACAAAACUCAGAAAGAAUGCCUAGUGACUUAGAGCUCUCUGAGGAUGUAACAGUGACUGAAAAUGGAAUUGCAAAGCAGGAAUUAAGUACAUGUGACGGAGACUGUAGUCCAGAUAAACAGGUGAUGGAAGUUAAUUUUGACCUGCUGGGAGCUUUUGAUUUUCGUGAUAUGGACAAUGGAGAGCACUGUGAAAGAAAUAAGAAAGAGCUCAGUGAAGAAGACAUGCUUUCAGAAAGUGCAGAUUGCUUAGAGGGAGAAGAUAGGGCACAAAAUACUGCAUUGAGAUUUAAUUCUUGCUUCGAAGUGAUGACACACUGCAAAAAGGAAGAAAUCAAGUGUUCAACAUAUGAUGUAGAAAAAGAUGGCAAUCACUGCACUGUGCAAAUGCCAUUACAGUUCUGUAACAAUGUUACAGAUACAGAGAGAAUUAUGGAAGACUCUUCAAACCAGACCAAGAUUGAAGUGGAACUUUUGGAUGACAGAAACAACUUAAAAGAGAUUAAUGGAAGCCUAGGAAGUACUGAAGCUGUGAACAAUAAAAAGGAUCUUGGUGGCUGUGCAGCACUUACCAUUAAUGGCACAUCAGGAAUAAAAAGCAAGCACUUUGAUCUUUUUCCUGGUGACACAAAUGUUAAAUGUCACCCUAAAACUGGAAUGUUUGAUAAAACUGAAAAUAUUUCAUGUACUGCUUCCAGUAGUAUGAUUUCUACAGCAGAGGAAAAGACUGAAGAAGAUGUUACACAGCUUGAAUGCACAAAAUCCCCAGAUCUUGAUUUAGAACAUUUCUGGGGAACUAAAAUUGAUCACAUCAAACCAGAUAGCCCUAUGCUGACUUUGUCACAAAACUCAGAAUCUUGCUGUGGCUCAUCCCAAUAUGUUACAGAAGAUCAUCAAAAUCUGUCUGGCAUUUUGAAUAAGGAAAGUACUCUUAUUUCCAGAAGUGCUAUCUGUCCUUUAGGGAAAGGUCGCUCAGCUUCAGAAGAAGCAGAAAUGGAUGAAACAGAGUUUGAAAAUCUAGAGAGCAUGAAUGUCCCUCUUGGAGCCUGCAAAGGUGAAAGAAUAGAAAUGGAUUGCCUGAAAUCCAUGGCAAAGGCUGAAAAGUCAUCAGAUCUUCCCGACUUGAAAACUGAGCUGUGUGUUCCACUGAAAGCACUGGGCCAAAGAGACCCUAGGACACCUGACUGCCAGUGGAAGUCUCCAGAUUCAAGAAGUCUUCAUGAGGACAAUAUGAAUUUUAUCAGAGAGGAGAAUUUUCAAAAGAAGUUUGACAUUAAAGACUCAGUAGCAAGUCACUCCUCACCAGCACUGAAUGCAUGUUCUGAAGUUCCACAGUGGAUAGUGUCAAGCUCACCAUCACAUUCUGAUUUGGGAGAAACACAGUGGACCUCAUGGGAACCUGGCAAGAUUAUUCCAUCAGUGCAAUUGAACUCCUCAGUUUCUCCAGCUUCAGGAAAAAAAGGAAGCGUUCAAGACAUUCAGGAACCUCUGAUUUACAGGAACCUACCAAGUGAUUCAGAACUUCCAGAAAACAUUUUCACAUGGGAACAAGACAGCUAUCCAGAGGAAUGCAACUCCACAGUUAAAACACAAAUUCCACCUGUCACUGUUGCUGCCACUGAGAAGAUUCCUAACAAUUUUUUCCUAACUGACAGUGAGGAGGUCCAGCAAUCUAAUGGCUUUUUAGUAGCCAGUUUGAGCAGCAAGCCAGCAGCAUUUUCCAUGAGUGCUUCUGGCCCUGAGGACAGGAAUUAUGAAACCUCCGUGUUGGAGGAGUGUACGGAAGGCAGACAAAGAAAGUCUGUGCACCCAGUAUUCUCAAAUGUGACUUCACAGUAUAGACAAAGCAAGUGGCUAAAAUAUCUAAACAGCGCUCAUUGUGACCUGAUAACUCAAAACAGCAACGAUAUGGACGUGACCAAUGACAUCUAUGCUGAGAAUGUCCUUGGAAUGCUGCCGGGUGACACAGGAGAGAGCCAGAGCAGCACUGUGAACAGCAACGCUCCCAGCUCUGUACCUCUGCUGACAGCAAAGAGCAUGCUUGGUGAAUGCUGUGCAGAUAGCACCAACCAAGAUUUGAUUUCAGAAAGGAAGUUACUUUCUUGUCACUUAAAUCAGACUCCUUUAACUGAACCAGCACAAAAGGUGUUGAGUCAUCUGACCUGCUGCACUGUAACAGGAGAUGUCCAGGAUAUAACAGUUUCUGAGUUGUCUUUUCCUAAUGCAGAUAAAGUAAAACAUGCUAAUCUUCCUAAAAGAAAGAUUGCCAUACCAACUGAGUUUCAGUCUCACGUUCACUACAAACAGGUUUUUAAAGCUGCUUUGACAGAACAUUUAAACAUAAUGCUUUUUGAGCUGUCGCAGAGAUUUCACAACGCUCUUUCGAAAGUGGAUAUAUCAUUUUACACCUCAUUGAAAGACGAGCAAAGCGAGAGCAAAGAAAGCUGCGUUCCACUCUGUGAUCACAUGCGUCCUGCUAAGGUUCUUGUGGUUAAAAAAGAAGGUCAAAACAAGGGCCGUCUGUUCUAUGCCUGUGAUGCCCCAAGAGCUGAGCGCUGUUCAUUUUUCAAAUGGAUGGAAGAAGUGAAUCCUGCACAAAUAAAAAAAUUCACACCGAGCGUAGUGCUUCAUGAUGUAAAAAGUAUUGGAGCGUACCUCCGAAAUCAAAAGAUUUUUGUCUUUGAUGGAUGCCAGCUUUUUGUGAGGAAAGGGUAUGAAAUUCGAACACGAUGGUGUAGUAAGCUCAAGAAACUUACGAACAUGCAUGCUGAAUCUGAUGGGGACUCCAAAAAUAAACUGUACCUCAAGCUAAGCAGUAAGGAGCAUUAUUCUCUCUAUAGCAAAGAUGAUAUUUGGGUUGUUUCGAAGACUCUGAAUUUUGACCCCCUUGACACUUUCAUUGCAAGUAGUGCUUUCUUUGGACCAACCCAUAACAAUAAAGUAGAACUCCUACCACUGAAAGGCUAUUACCCCUCAAACUGGCACUCACAUACAUCAGUUCAUGCCUUGCUAGCUUGUAACGCCAGUGGUGAGCUUAUAUCCUUAAGAAACAUGGAAGAAUACUUCAAUCCAUCUACAUUACCACUCAUACCAUAUCUACUAAAAAUGAAUCGUGAUUCUGAAAAGCCUUCUAGGAGAGUCAACAGAAGAAAAUUUAUUCCACCUGCCAUGAGCGUGGCACGCAAAAAGAUGUACAGCUCUGUCAGCUCUGAAGUGGCAAUGCAACUAGCUGAAAAGAUGAUCCUAACGUUCUCACUGAAUCCAGAUCAAGCUACAUCUCUGAUUCACAUAGCUCAGAUGAUGUCCUCACAUGAAAAUAUGAAAUCAGUGGAAGAACAUCAGAUUUUCCCUAUCACAGUCAUACAUGGUGUUUUUGGAGCUGGAAAGAGCUAUUUGCUGUCUGUUGUGAUCUUGUUCCUAGUCCAGCUCUUUGAAAGCAGUGAAGCUAAGGAGGGUCCAGAGCUAGCUCCAUGGAAACUCCUGAUUGCUUCUUCCACUAAUGUUGCUGUUGACAGGAUACUGCUGUGUCUACUUGAUCUUGGAUUUGAGGAUUUCAUCAGAGUGGGAAGUAUUAGGAAAAUUGCCAAAGCAAUUCUUCCCCGUAGUUUACAUGCAGGCUCAGGAAAUGAAAAUGAACAGUUAAAAGAACUUCUUGCUCUCAUGAAAGAAGAUUUAGCUCCAGCUGAAAAAAUGUAUGUAAGGAAGAGUAUUGAGCGACAUAAACUGGGGACCAAUAAAAAUGCAUUGCAACAGGUAAAAGUGGUUGGAGCGACCUGUGCUGCCUGCCCAUUCCCUUGCUUGGAUACUCUUCAGUUUCCUGUAGUGGUGCUGGAUGAGUGCAGUCAGAUGACUGAACCUACUUCUCUCCUCCCUAUUGCAAGGUUUCAGUGUGAAAAGCUAGUCCUUGUUGGAGAUCCUAAGCAACUGCCACCAACUAUUCAAGGGUCUGAGAGCAUUCAUGAUAAAGGACUAGAACAGACUCUCUUUGAUCGGCUUUGCUUAAUGGGACAUAAAACAAUACUGCUACGGACACAAUAUCGAUGCCACCCUGCUAUUAGUGCCAUAGCCAAUGAGCUCUUCUAUGAAGGAAACCUGAUAGAUGGCAUUUCUGAGAAGGAAAGAAGUCCUUUACUGGAUUGGCUUCCAACACUAUGUUUUUAUAGUGUUAGCGGGCUGGAGCAAAUUGAAAGCGACAACAGCUUUUAUAACACAGCAGAAGUUCAUUUUAUAGUCAAGCUUAUCCAGUCUCUGAUUGCAAGUGGAAUACACGGAUCUGCAGUGGGUGUGAUUACUUUUUACAAAUCACAGAUGUACAAGAUACAGAACUUGCUUAGGAGUGUACAUUCCGAGGCUUUUCCAGUGAAGGCUGUCCAGGUGUCCACUGUAGAUGCAUUCCAAGGAGCAGAGAAGGAGAUCGUUGUUCUGUCAUGUGUAAGAACAAGACAAACUGGAUUCACAGACUCAGAAAAGAGAAUGAAUGUUGCAUUGACAAGGGCAAAGAGGCAUCUCCUGAUUGUUGGGAAUCUGGCCUGCUUAAGUAAGAACAGACUCUAUGAAAGAGUAAUUAAUCACUGCAAAGGGCAAGAAAACGGACUGCAACAUGUAAGCCAGUGUGAGCAGCAGCUGAACGACAUUCUGAAGUACUACUUGGAGGAAAAGAAGGAAGAGGAACAGAGUAAGAAAAAGGAAAAAUAAAAUGUGUACAUUUUAUUUUGGCAAUAUAUGAAUGGUGUGUCUAUAGAAAUGACCUAAUGUCUAUAAAAAUGUGAAUGUAAUAUUUAAUGUUUAACGUGGGGAAAUCUUAUUUGCAUCUGUUUAAUUCUUCUGUUUUGGCAGCCCCUUGUUUGAAUGACUAAAACUAAAGAAUAUAGGAACUGCAAGGCAUCUGAAAUCCCUUUCAUUCUAUUAUUAAUAUUAGUAUGAAUUAUUUAAUAACUAAGCCUAUGAAGUACCUAAUUGCAUUAUUAGUGCUUUGCUGUUCUUUAGGCUGCAUGCGUAUCAAACCUGUUGUAAAAACAAGUGUCACUUUGCGUAUUUACAAAUCAUUCAAAGCCAAGCGCAUGGCUCUAACGGUAAAAAGGCCCAACGCAACAUCGUUUUUCUCAAAGAAAAUGGCAUGCCCUCGGUUUAUUCAAUCCUCGCAAUUCAACAGC
Messenger RNA from Centrocercus urophasianus (Greater sage-grouse), 6520 nucleotides. It is a transcript of the gene ZGRF1, whose product is annotated as zinc finger GRF-type containing 1. Bases 123 to 6062 code for a protein of 1979 amino acids. Gene Ontology annotation, biological process: double-strand break repair. Gene Ontology annotation, molecular function: helicase activity; zinc ion binding. NCBI's taxonomy places the organism in Eukaryota, Metazoa, Chordata, Aves, Galliformes, Phasianidae. The record is from RefSeq and is a predicted model, not a curated record. The transcript is spliced from 27 exons. Gene Ontology annotation, cellular component: nucleus; site of double-strand break.